Molecule: messenger RNA, 522 nt
Organism: Ilyonectria robusta
Lineage: Eukaryota; Fungi; Ascomycota; Sordariomycetes; Hypocreales; Nectriaceae
Exons: 1
Coding region: 42-359 (105 amino acids)
Source: RefSeq, a predicted model, not a curated record
CAACUUGAUCCUUCUUGCUCAUACCCAAGUGAGGGGCUGUAAUGAACGGCUUCGAUGGAACUCAGGCUAUAUCAACAGUCGAAAUGGCUACCCCACGAGCCCCAGAAAUCUCCUGGCUAUUUCUGCUAACCUUCUUAUCCCCCGCGGCUUCCGUAGCAACUCCAAUGCCUUCAGCAAAUAAAUGGCUUAUUUUGAAAAGAGCCAACCAAUUAUCUGUCCCACCCUUCGUAGGUACCCACAUACCGACGUACCCGAUAUGGGAGAUACGUCCUGUACCUUAUCUACCGUCAUCGGAGAUGUCAUUCUUAUCCUUGAUCAUUUCAAGACGAACAAUGCGAUUAUCGGCCGCCAUGACGUAGGAGGAAUCGCCGCCAAGUUACUGGUUUUGCUCCAACCGGGGCGCUUGGAAAGCCUGAUCCACUUCAAUUGCCGUUAAAGAAGGGGUCAGGCUCUACGUCUACAGCAGCCUUGCCCACGUCUACAAGCUUAGUGGAUACAAGCCCGAGUUUCGUGGCGAUCACU